GUUUGUUUUUGACCUGAAACAUCUCUUACAAAACGUUUCAAACUCCUUUAUUUUUCUCUUUUAGAGUUAAUCCAAUGCGGUUAAACCGGUCACUGUUUACGCUUCUACGAAAAACACCAUUUCCCAGGUAGCUUUGCGGGAGGAACAACAAAGAUGGAGAUUCUGCUCGGUGUAACCGGACGUGCUUUGAAUUGUGAAGCGUACAACAGAUGAGCUAAAGGAAAAAAAAAGAGAAACCCCGCACAGCACCGCAGAGCGACUUUACACCGCAGCGUCGGUUCGUUAUCAGCCACCAUGCCGUCUCCUAAAGCUAAAGCCCCGGUGCGCAGCGGAGGCAGCCCGGUGCUCGGCGGCUCCAACGGCCGCUACGACUUCAUGUCGCUGACGAAGCCGCUGAACCGCUCCUCGCCUCCGCACCUGCUCCAGCGGCAGGGCUCCGACCCGACCACCGCCCGGCUCCGAGCCUCGGAGAGCCCCACUCGUCGUCGGGGCUCCAGCUCCUCCACUGGCUCGGCGAGCGGUCAGGGGAUGCCGGAGGAGGACGGCAUCCGGCUCAACCCGUCCUUCAUCCGCGUCGCGCUCAGCUCCUUGCUCGCCAUCGACCUGUGGCUGUCCAAGCGGCUCGGGGUGUGCGCCUGUGAGGACUCGUCCUGGGGCAGCGUGCGCCCGCUCAUGAAGCUCAUAGAGAUAUCGGGACAUGGCAUCCCCUGGCUGGCUGUCACCGCCUACUGCCUGUACAAGAGUGACAGCGCUGCAGGACAGGAGGUCAUGCUCAAUCUCCUCAUGGGCCUGCUGUUGGACCUCGUCCUGGUGGGCAUUGUUAAGGCAGUGGUGCGUCGGCGUCGCCCAGCGCACAACCGCAUGGACAUGUUUGCCACCUUUUCCGUGGACCGCUACUCCUUCCCUUCAGGCCACGCCACCCGUGCCGCCAUGUGUGGCCGUUUCCUGCUGGCUCACCUCGUUCUGGCUGCCCCACUGAGGGUCCUCGUCCUGCUGUGGGCCGGCCUGGUGGGCCUGAGCCGAGUGCUGCUGGGCAGGCACAACGUGACUGACGUGAUGUUUGGGUUCUGGAUGGGCUAUUUCCAGUAUAACUUGAUAGAGAUGUUGUGGCUUUCACCUCAAACCCUGCAAGGGCUGCUGGGACAGUUAGUUUAAUAUGAAGGACUGAAGGAGGAGAAGAUGCAGCGGUUUAAAUCUUGAUUGUAAGUGCCCCUGCACACCUUUUGUCUUUUAGACUGAUAUUUAAGAGAGCUCUAUUUUGUUUUGCUUUUAUCCGACAUUUAAAUUCAAAACACACUUCAGCCCCCACUCUACAGAUGCAGCGAGUAGCCUGCCUCUAUUUAACAAUCAGAAAAGACCAAUGAGAAACAGAUUUGUCCAGAUUAUCUCCUGAAGCCACCUCACUCCCCUCACUGGACUGAGUCAAGUCUUUUACUGUAAGUGUCAACAGUUCUUACUUUCAAGUCAAGGCACUAAUUUAGAAUAUGUUAGGAGACAUUAAAUAACUCAUGUGAAUCAUUUUCUUUGCAAAAAAAAAGACAAACAGCAAUAAGUAAUAAAGACAGAUGAAAUACUGUAGACGAUAAAUCAGUGGGACUGUAACCUGAGCUGUUCUGCUAACAAACACUCAUGAGCUUCCUUGUUUAGAGUAUCAACACGCAGUUAACCAACUGCUCACAAACUGCAAUUUAUUAUCCUGCUGGGUUCACAUGUUUCUCAGGCACCUUUCCUACCUGUCCUCUUUCUUUAGGAUGAUUUCCAUCGUGAUAUCAGCCACGUUAUGGACUGUAUGUGUCGUCCGUAUUACGUAUCAUCCUCUAGCUCACAAAAUGAACCUAAAACACUAAAAUCAGACACAUUUAAGGCCAGAAAUGAAAAUCUAUGUUUACACAAUCAUCAGUGAACUGUUUAAUUUAAUUAUUUAUCUAAAGCUGUCCUCCUCCUUCUCUCUAUCCUACACACAUGAUGUAACAAAACAUCUUUUCAUUGGUCAAGAAGAUUUUGAAUGACCAUAGCUUGUUCUCUAGGCAUCGGCACACUCUCUAAACACUGUCAUGAGGCUGAAGACGGUCAAACUGUACAAUACAUUAAUUAUAUUUAUCAGUAAGAGGAAGGAAAUAUUGAAAUAAUGAAGUGUUUAUUGAAUCUUAGGUGGUAGAGUGGGGCACACUACAUUACUUUACAUCUAUAUUGUAAAGUCCAUCCAUCCAUAGUGACCAUCCAGUCACUAAAAAUGUCCUGAAAAACUGAAGACCAAAAAAAAAAGUUUGGCUUUUUUUUGUAUUUUGCUGAAAAAAUUACGAAGGACUGCAUUUCCAAUACACUUCAGCUUCUUACAAAUUUAUUUGAGGGCCAAAAAAAUGGAGUUACUUGAUUUAUAGUAACAAUCACAGAAUGCAAAAACUAAGAAGAAAAAAAAAAGUUUUCUAUCACCUGAAAUCGAUAUCAAACUAACAGCUUGCUCCAAUUCUGCACUGUGAAGAUAUUCCUAAAGACACUGCCAUCGUUCUUCUUUUUGCGCCGACCACAUUUGCAAGUAUAGCAAUAAUUCUACUCUCCCAGACAAAUAUACAUAAGGAUUAUUCAUUAAUAGACAUUUCAAAUACAUCCAGUACCAGUCUGAUGGACUACAUGCGUCAUUUCUCAUUAAAACAUUUAAUUGGCACGAAUGAGGACGUGUUGCAACAGCCUGGUGUGCUUCCAGGGUUCAUGGAUCAGUGAUCAGACUCAAAAGGCAUGACAAGAGUAAAUAAGGUUUUAUAUAUAGUACAGGGUGCCUUGCAAAAAAAAAAAAAGUUCAGCUCAUUUGAUAUACCACAUUUCAGUUUCUCAACUUGGAGACAGUUUUGUGAAAAUGCAAAGACAACUAUUGCCAUAAUUUCUCAUCUACUGACUCAAAUGUGAUAUCGAAUAGCUCUGUUUAUACAAAAUAACGGUAGGUCAGAUUUCUUGUCACUUAAAUCUUUUGUUGCGUUUCCGUUAUGUUUUAAAUUUCCCAUGAAUUUUUAGUUGAUGAUUCACAACGGCAAUAAUCUGUAAAGUGCUGCAGAUCUAACUUCCUGAACUUGUCUCGACUCUUAAUGACAGUUGCAUGUAUGUCAGUCUGAGGGUUAACAUUUACUCACUGAUCUCCCCUGGACGUUCAGGGUUGUUUAAGUGCACAAACUUUUUCUCUGAAUCAACAUAUUUGUUAAUCCAUACCCACGCACUGACCCACCGAUGACACCGGUGAUCGAGAUGUUGUAACACCGAUGGGAGUUUGACAUAAGUGGUGUCACAGAGGCCUGUACAUAAGCCAUUCGGGGACACAGCAUGUGGAGAACAUGUCGUUAACUGAUUUACUCACAUACAAGCGUUGGCCGUCACACAUCCGAACAGCAAAUGUGUCUUUAUUGGGGCAACGCUGUAACAUGUCAGCAAUAAUUUUGCAGCUAACUGUGAAUUUAGAGGAUUAGCCUACAUACUUACACGUCAUACACAUUUUUUUCCAGCUCAAGCUAAAUCGGAGCCGAAAGGCAUUUAACCAGAUACAACUAAAAAAUACUGAGCUGAAACUUCAGAUUUAAAGUGAAGUGCACACAGUGGUGUAGUGGUGUGUAGGUCAUGACGUGUCUUGGCACUGCCAGAAAAAAAAAAAAACUUGUUAAUUAAUCUACAGGUGCAUCCUAAUUUUUUUUUAUAUCUGUUUGAUUAUUGAUUAGGAGUAAGAUCAGAUAUGUGGACGUAUGAUUUCUGUGUAAUAUUUAGGAUGCAUCAACUAUACUAUUCUUUAUUUGACAGGAAGAAUGUUUCAUUUGUGUCUUUGUCGUUCCACUGUGAGUCACUUUAUGUGGCGUUUAUCAGUCGAUAGUAUGAGGCUGGUAUGAACCCACAUAAUUUAACACACUGAUCCCUCGUACACCGGUGCCCCGUUGUCGACUGUGUCCUCUUUCCUCUCUCUCUCUCUCUCUCUCUCUCUGCAAUAAUAAUGAUCUCCUCAGCGUGAGCGUUAAGACGACCAGUGUGGUGGGUGAAAAGAAAAGAGACUGUGAGAAGAAAUUGUCUUUGGUAGGUUUAUUAAUGUGGACAAGACAAAGAAACUGAGGACUGGGUUCUGAGGAACUUUCCAAAGGUUAAUCAUGAGUUAUAAAUUAGACAUAUAAAAGAAAGACAGUUCAUGUACAGUUAACAGGCAGGAAAUCUCAGAUGACCAGUGCUGAGCUGGCAGCUGGAAUAGGAGAUCAUAUUACUCAAUGCAGAAUCACACGCUACAUGACAUAGAUGACAUUUCCAUUACGACCAGCAUGUGAGGUGGUAGCUUCCAUCUGUUUUUAUUUCAUUACCCUUCAGUCGCUAAUCUAUAUAUGCUGGACAGUGAACUCUGUGACCAAAUGAUUUUUAUGAUUGCUUUUUUUUCUGUGUUUUAAACGUUGAUAUUGAGCUCAUGCGGACACUUUAGAAAACAAUAUUCAUCACGAUGAUUGCAGAAUAGAUUUGCACAUUCCACACGUCAGCUGUUUACUUCAAGGCUGGGGAAACACCGCCACAAAGAACGACGUUUGUUUUGUUCACCUCUUAAAGAUUGUCAGAAAACGUUACAUCUGUUUUUGCACAUAGUCAAACAUGAAGCCAGCUCCAGUAUAUUUCACUGCACUCAGUUUUUGCCUGCUUAAUACUUAAUAAAUGAUAUUAUGUGUGUACUGUAUAGACCUUAUUCUUAAUGUAUGUACAUAUGCCUGUAUGGUCACGUGAUUACACUGUGUUAUGUUCAGUGGAUUUGAAUGUGCUGUUCCAUAUUCCUAGAGAGGUUAAUCCUGAAUGAUUUGAUUGUAAUGAUUUUUAAUUAAAUGGGGAACAAAUGUGAAA
Messenger RNA from Larimichthys crocea (large yellow croaker), 4845 nucleotides. It is a transcript of the gene plpp6, whose product is annotated as phospholipid phosphatase 6. The record is from RefSeq and is a predicted model, not a curated record. The coding region runs from base 295 to 1155 and encodes 286 amino acids. Gene Ontology annotation, molecular function: sphingosine-1-phosphate phosphatase activity. NCBI's taxonomy places the organism in Eukaryota, Metazoa, Chordata, Actinopteri, Sciaenidae. The transcript has 2 exons.